Messenger RNA from Mesorhabditis belari, 300 nucleotides. The record is from the annotation of a GenBank genome assembly. Lineage: Eukaryota; Metazoa; Nematoda; Chromadorea; Rhabditida; Rhabditidae.
AUGAAGGAACCAUGCUUUCGGUGUAAAAGACCGACUUAUUUCAAUGAUAAGGUGGGUCCGUUGAAAGACGGUGCUCUCUUUCAUAAAGGAUGCUUCAAGUGUUGGAUUUGUGGGACGAGGCUCUCUUUGAAAACAUAUCAUAACAAUCGAAAUGAUACACAAGAUCUUGAGGUGUAUUGUGCAGGUCAUGUGCCGACUCCCGGUCCUCACGAUCCAAUCCCACACAGAUCAAAUCUUCUGUUUUCUCCAAAAACGAAAGGCGAAUAUCCACAUAAUAUGAUGAGACCGACGGGACCUGUU